GAUGAAGUUGUUUCAAAGAUGGCGGAUUUCCUGCCGUCCCGCUCCCUUUUAUCUGUAUGUUUCCCCAACUGUCUCCUCACGAGUGGCGAGGUAGAGCAGCUGAGGAAGUCUAAGGAGAUAGAUAAGUGUAUUCAUCGAGAUAAGACUUAUGUGAAACGGCUGGUGAAGAUCCUACUACUCGGAGCAGGCGAGAGCGGCAAGUCCACUUUCCUCAAGCAGAUGCGCAUUAUCCAUGGGAAGGACUUCGAUCAGAAGGCCAAGGAGGAGUUCAGAGCCACGAUUUAUAGUAAUGUUAUUAAAGGUAUCCGAGUGUUGGUGGAUGCUAGAGAGAAGCUACACAUCCCAUGGGGCAACCCAUCUAACCGGAGGCACGGUGACACCAUGAUGGCCUUUGACACCCGGUCAGCGAUGUCUCACGGCCAUGGCAUGGUGGAGGCCAAAAUUUUUCAGCACUACUUGCCAUCCAUCUCUGCCCUGUGGGCUGACCAGGGCAUCCAGAAUGCAUAUGACCGCCGCAGGGAGUUCCAGCUGGGGGAAUCCGUCAAGUAUUUCCUGGACAAUUUGGAAAAGCUCGCACAGUCGGACUACCUCCCUAGCCAGCAGGACAUCCUCCUGGCCAGAAAACCCACCAAGGGCAUCCACGAGUACGACUUUGAGAUCAAAAACGUGCCCUUCAAGAUGGUGGACGUGGGUGGUCAACGCUCGGAGAGGCGUCGCUGGUUUGAAUGCUUUGACUCGGUCACUUCCAUCCUCUUCCUUGUCUCCUCCUCAGAAUAUGAUCAGGUGCUGAUGGAGGACCGACAGACCAACCGGCUGAGCGAGUCCCUCAACAUUUUUGAGACCAUCGUCAACAACAGGGUUUUCAGCAAUGUCUCCAUCAUCCUGUUCCUGAACAAGACAGACCUCCUGGAGGAGAAGGUGAAGCAGGUGUCCAUCAAAGACUACUUCCACGAGUUCUCGGGCGUCCCCACAAGCCUGGCAGACGUCCAGCGCUUCCUGGUGGACUGCUUUCGCAAAAAACGCCGCGAGCAGCUUCAGAAGCCGCUCUACCACCACUUCACCACGGCCAUCAACACUGAGAAUAUCCGUCUGGUGUUCCGUGACGUCAAGGACACCAUCCUUCACGACAACCUCAAGCAGCUGAUGCUGCAGUGAGGGGACU
Messenger RNA from Limanda limanda (common dab), 1162 nucleotides. It is a transcript of the gene gna13b, whose product is annotated as guanine nucleotide binding protein (G protein), alpha 13b. Gene Ontology annotation, cellular component: heterotrimeric G-protein complex; brush border membrane. Gene Ontology annotation, biological process: adenylate cyclase-activating G protein-coupled receptor signaling pathway; Rho protein signal transduction. The coding region runs from base 19 to 1155 and encodes 378 amino acids. Gene Ontology annotation, molecular function: guanyl nucleotide binding; GTPase activity; G-protein beta/gamma-subunit complex binding. The transcript is spliced from 5 exons. NCBI's taxonomy places the organism in Eukaryota, Metazoa, Chordata, Actinopteri, Pleuronectiformes, Pleuronectidae. The record is from RefSeq and is a predicted model, not a curated record.